AGGUUUGGGAACGGUGGGUCCCUGUCUCGGCCUUGCUGAUCCGGAGCUGAGGCGGCAGCGACUGCCGUGUCUGCCACGCGUGAGGGGACAGCGCCGGGCCGGGCCUGGCCGUCCUGCCUUUCUCAAGGGAAGUGGUGGCUCCCACAGCUUCCCUGGGACUGAGGUUCAGGUGAAGCAGAGCUGGUUUUCCCCUGUGCAUCAGUGUCUGCCUCCAGAAAUCCCUUUGCAUGCUCCAGACAGUUUGGGUGUCUUCACCAGGGAGCUGGACUUCAAGGGAGCCUGAACGUCAGCACGAGGGCAGAAAAAGGAGCUGGAGAUGUAGAUUCCUCAGAACUGUCCUCCAGCAUCCAUGCCGGAGGCAUGUCCCCAGACGCCCCGGGAAAGCAAGAAUGUUGAGGAAAAUCCAGAUAUGCCUCUGCUUCUGCUUUGUCUCGGGCAUCUUGUACGAGAUCUCUCUACUGUCCAGCUGCGUCUUCAACUACCUGCCCAUGUCCCAGCACUACCUGACACCUGAGCAGGUGCUGAACCUUGGGAAGAGCAUCAUUUUCCUGGAGACCACGGAGCGCCUGGAGCCUCCCCCGCUGGUGUCCUGCUCCGUGGAAUCUGCUGCCAGGAUCUACCAGGACAGGGCCGUCAUCCUCUUCAUGAAGGGGCUCACCAACGAGACGGCCUUGGACCUCAACACCAGCUAUGCAGCCUUCUCACUGCUGUCUUCUAUGAAGAAUGUCUUCAUUUUUCCUCUCCAGAUGGAAACUGUCUUCCAGGAGACCCCUCUGCUCCAGUGGUACAACCAGGUGGUCCCGGAGCAGGAGAAGAACUGGGUGCACGUCAGCUCUGAUGCCAGCAGGCUGGCACUCAUCUGGAAGUACGGAGGCAUCUACAUGGACACGGACGUGAUCUCCAUCAGGCCCAUCCCCGAGCGCAGCUUCCUGGCGGCGCAGAAGUCACGGUUCUCCAGCAACGGCAUCUUCGGCUUCCCCGCCCGCCACCAGUUCGUCUGGGACUGCAUGGAGAACUUCGUCCUCAAGUACAACGGCAACAUCUGGGGCAACCAGGGCCCCUUCCUGAUGACCAGGAUGCUCAAGACCCUCUGCAACCUCACGGAUUUCGAGGGCACCGAGGACCACAGCUGCCAGAACAUCUCCUUCCUCAACCCCCAGCGCUUCUACCCCAUCCCGUACCCGGCCUGGGGCAGGUACUACCAGGUGUGGGAUGAAAGCCCCAACUUCAACCACUCCUACGCCCUGCACUUGUGGAACUUCAUGAACCACAACAGGAAGGCCGUGGUGGCCGGCAGCAACACCCUGGCUGAGCAGCUCUACAAGGCCUAUUGCCCCAGCACCUACGAGGACCUGAUCCAGAACGCCAAGCACAGGGACUCCACGGGCUCUGAGGAGGAUGUGUGACAGGGGCUGAGGAGGAGAGGGGUGAUCCUUCCAGCCCUCCCCGUGCUGGGCCCAAAACACAGUCACCAUCGGUGUCCACACCUGGCUUUGCAGGGGGAAGAAAAAACUUUCCAUAACCACCAUCCCCAUUCCCUUGGAAUGCUGAGGGUGGUGGUGGGUAUCCAUGGGAUGUUGCCUCCAGGGACACUAAGGACACCUUUGCCUCAGUUCUGCUUCCCGAGAGGUGCUCAUGAACCAAACCUUCCUGAAUCAAAGGGCCUUUGAGCCUCCUAGUGAGCUUCUCCAAGGGAAAAGUUCCUACAGAGAUGCGUGGCCUCCUGGGAGGAAUUUUAUCUCCACGCUGUUGGCAGCUCCCACCUCAGAAAAGCUGGAAACACAGCAGGCUUUGACUGGGCUGAGGCCUCUGAGGCAAAUGAGGGUGGAUGACAGAAAUUUCUACUGAAGAGAAGCCCAACCCACUGCCUUCUCACUGUGUUGUUCUCACAUGAACUUUACCCCCUACGUUUUUGAGAGGGACAUUUCUAGUACAAGUGAAAAUAAAAGGGUUAAGAAACCACCACUCCUCUGAGCUUGCUUCUCCCUGGAAAGUGAGUCACG
Molecule: messenger RNA, 2003 nt
Organism: Corapipo altera (White-ruffed manakin)
Lineage: Eukaryota; Metazoa; Chordata; Aves; Passeriformes; Pipridae
Gene: A4GNT
Product: alpha-1,4-N-acetylglucosaminyltransferase
Exons: 4
Coding region: 228-1406 (392 amino acids)
Biological process (GO): protein O-linked glycosylation
Molecular function (GO): acetylglucosaminyltransferase activity
Source: RefSeq, a predicted model, not a curated record